Molecule: messenger RNA, 1621 nt
Organism: Panonychus citri (citrus red mite)
Lineage: Eukaryota; Metazoa; Arthropoda; Arachnida; Trombidiformes; Tetranychidae
Product: membrane-associated guanylate kinase, WW and PDZ domain-containing protein 1-like
Exons: 4
Coding region: 150-1400 (416 amino acids)
Biological process (GO): regulation of cell population proliferation; hippo signaling; apoptotic process
Molecular function (GO): protein binding; molecular adaptor activity
Source: RefSeq, a predicted model, not a curated record
AUAUAAACUGUUGAUUUCUCAGUUUAAUUUAACGAAGAGAAAGAAAAAAGUAAACAGUGAAUUAAAAUUGUUGACGAUGGUUUAAUUGUGAGAAUUGCGAUUUUAUUGUUAAAUUGUGUAAUUUUAAUCCAGAUUAACAUGAUGAUGAUAUGAUAUCCAAGAAGAAAGGAAACCGGAAAAUCAGUGAUUCGGUGGUAGGUAAAUACGUUAAGCGAGAUAAUCCAGUUGAGAUUCCUAUCACCAAUGUUUGGACCAAUUUAAAUCGUCACAAUGUUAAAAGAAAAGAGAAAUCAUCGGAUGGAGAUUUUGAUUCAAUCGAUUCACAGCCAAAGACGUUAACGGAAAAAUGCGCUCGAGCUCAGCAAUCGAAAGAUUUUAAUAGAUUCAGGCCUAAUUAUGGUCCGUCAAGUUCAACAGUUAGUGGAAUCAUGUGUACCACCAGUGCAAACAAUUUAACUAAUCUUGGAUCUUAUCGUAAUCUUCAACAACACCAACCUCAACAUGGGAUCAAUUUUUACGGAACUCGAGUUAUGUCCCAUGGAAGUCUUGAAACUCGGACCGUUCCUACGACCAGUAACAUGGGUGUUUUUGGUACAACAUUUCCCGGUUAUCAGCCGACAAUCGUGUUCCCUGGUUUGGCUUCAAUUUUGUCCCAAAGUCGAGUCGAUCCAACCUGUAAAACUAACCUAGAUAGCAAUUCUCAUAGUCGAGUCUCAUUAACCUCUCAAAAUAGUUCCUUUCGACAAUCAUGUGAAGAUUUACCGCCCGGAUGGUCAACCGAUUACACGAUGAGAGGUCGUAAAUAUUAUAUUGACCAUAACACUAAAACAACCCACUGGUCUCACCCGUUAGAGAAAGAGGGUCUACCCACCGGUUGGGAAAGAGUUGAAUCUUCAAUACAUGGAACUUAUUAUGUUAAUCAUAUCACUGGUCGAGCUCAAUAUGAGCAUCCAUGUGCCAAUCAAUAUGGUGCUUUACAAAUUGUCAAUAGAGAAGCGAUUUGUGAUCCGAAACGGACUUUGUUACCGUUACCAAAACCUUCAAUUCACCAGCACAACGUUUGGGUUCCAGCGAAUCCAUACCUCACCGAAGAGAUACCAAAGUGGCUUUUUGUUUAUUCUCGAGCUCCUUUUGAAUUAGAUCAUCUCUUAAAGUUUGAACUUUUCAAUCUACAAGAACUACAAGGAUACGAAGCGAUGAUAAAUUUACUUUAUCGACAAGAAUUGGAAGAAAUUGUUAUGGCCUUCGAAGCUUAUAGAAGAAAAUUACAACGGGAAAUUGAGAGUCGUGAACGGAAAGAGGUUAAAGAUAGGCUUCAGGAGAGACGAUUAUUGGAACAUCAUUCAUCUUCAUUGGAAAGUCAUUCUUCAUCAGUCGAUUCUGUUGAAGUUAAUUUGUGAACCAAUUGACAGUCUAAUUGAUUAUUGUUUCUCUGUUGAUUGUGUUAAAUGGUGAAAGGAAGAGCAAUAAUCAAAUCUAUUACAAUUAAGCUGUAUAAAUUAUUGUACAAAAGCUUUUCCUUUCACUCUAAGUGCUUGGGUUUCCCAUUCAAAAUGCUGUAUCAUCGGCAUCAAGAUUGUUCAUCGUUUUUACAUAUUAAAUCAUAUUAUUUGUUGAAUGA